Girardinichthys multiradiatus is the source of this 1153-nucleotide messenger RNA. Its product is annotated as meiosis inhibitor protein 1-like. The record is from RefSeq and is a predicted model, not a curated record. Bases 494 to 1153 code for a protein of 219 amino acids. The transcript is spliced from 8 exons. Lineage: Eukaryota; Metazoa; Chordata; Actinopteri; Cyprinodontiformes; Goodeidae. Gene Ontology annotation, biological process: meiosis I.
CCAGCAUCCACUGCUGCUAAGUGUAAAUAAGUCACAUCCUAACUGGGCGGUUUAGUAGACAGACAGAGAGUUUGUCUUCCUCUCGCUGCUGUUGUGUCACCUCAGGGUGAGGAGAUCGUUGAGCAAUCAGCUGAACGACCAGCUUAGUGUGAAGCAUUUCCUGCCUACAUUCAACUUCCUAGGGAACCUAUUGAAGACCGUCCCCAACGUGGCCCAGAGCCUUCUAACUCAGUACGUGCCCUUGCUGGACCUCCUGUGCUCAGCUUUGGUUUAUCCAGACGAAGUGCUGAAGACUUCGGUGGUGAAUGUUUGGCUACAGCUGCUUCGCACCUCUGGAGACACUGGGGCGCAGUACCUUCCCAUUGCCACAAGGGACAGAUUAUGCAUCCUGCUGCUGCAGACUUUAAACAGUGCUAGCUCAGCUCAGCUUAUUAAAAACUGUGCCGGACUCCUCUGGCAGCUAGUCAAGCUGGAAGAAGCAGUGUCGGUUCUGAUGAGUACCUCAGGCAUGUGCGAUGCGAACGAGGACGGCCUCAACAACAGCAGCCAGACCCUCAUCCAAUACCAAGAGCAACAGCCUGCUGACCACAGCCUACUGCCUCUCCUGCUGAAAAAGCUGCUGUUGAGUGGUGAUGAGACGCUACAAGUGACCAGUGCGAAGUGUAUCGCUGCCAUUUUGGUUCGUUCUCCCAGUCAGUACUGUGCUCUCUGCAUCAAAGCUGAUUUACCAGGUAUCGAGUCCCUAGUGCGCAGCCUGAAGGAGGCUCUGCAGCUGACCAAUCUGGAAGUACCAAAACAAGGUUUUUUGCUCCUCACUGAAAUACUUGAAAGACAGCCACCAAGCAUACAUCUGUUCCCCAGUGGUUCAGGGUUUGUGGCGGUGUCAGAGGCUGUGACAGCUGGGGUCUCUUCCUCCUGCCCGCUGGUAGCGGCGCAGGUCGUGAAGGCUGCAGCUGCUUUGUUCAGACUCACCCAUCAGUCCAGACCACUUCAGUACCAAGUGGUAGAGGAGCUGAUAGAGGCCAUCACCAGAAGGUUCUCUGAGCUAACUCUGUCUUCCCCUUCUCAUCAUCGAAGCACGUCAAGUUGCACCAUGUUUUACUACAGAUGUGAAAAUAGAAAACAAAACGUAGAUCUUUGGAGAAUGACAUAA